AUGGAGGCCCACCUCAGGCAGCUCAGCCUGGGCAAGGGGCCCAAGGGGGCUGGGGACAGACAGGCCGUGGCUGAGCUGCAGGAGCUGGCCCUGAGCUGGUUCAUGGAGACGCAAGCCCCCCUCAUUCUGCAGAACGGAGCCCUGCCCCCCUGGUUUCACGGAUUCAUCACUCGCAAGCAGACAGAGCAGCUGCUCAGGGACAAAGCUCUUGGCUCCUUCCUCAUCCGCCUCAGUGACCGGGCCACCGGCUACAUCUUGUCCUACAGGGGCAGUGACCGCUGCCGGCAUUUUGUCAUCAACCAGCUCCGAAACCGGCGCUACCUCAUCUCAGGGGACACCCAGAGCCACGGCACCCUGGCAGAACUCGUGCACCAUUACCAGGAGGUGCAGUUUGAGCCCUUCGGGGAGACCCUGUCUGCUGCCUGCCCCCGGAUGGAGGACAAUGAUCUCUAUGACGCCAUCACCCUGGGCCUCCAUCAAACUGAUCCUAGCCUGGAAUACCCACCAGAGAAGGCCAGCAGCCCCCCUGCCUCUCCAAAGCACCAGGUCUCCUUCCUCCACAAAAGGAGGAGCCUGGAUGCAAGUCCCUGGAAUCUCUCCGAGGAAGAAAGCAUGGAGGCCCCUGUCAAGGCGCCCCCCCUCCCGGAGAGGAGAGCUUCCCGUCUGAGCAACUCUUUUGGAGGCUCCAACAACAUCAUCUAUGCAGACCUGAGAAAGAUGAACCAGGCCCGGCUAGGCCUGGGCACGGAUGUAUCCGGCUGGCAGGGGCCCGUUCCAGGUGGCAGCCAGGCCUGUUCUCCAGGCAAGGAGGCCCCGAGGAGACUUUCAGAUGGAAGCCAGAACAAGCCUGAUGGCCCAGGACCUGCCCUCUCUGGGGUGAGCCCAGACCAGGGCCCUAGAGUGUCUCCCACUUCUUGGGGCCGCCUCCUGCCUUCCAGCUCUGAGGCCUCAGGAUCCUCAGGGGCUACCUGGAGCCAGGGGUCUCCAAAACUGAGCUGUGGGGCCCAGCCCUGCUCCCAGAGCAGUUGUGCAGACACCUACGAGCCCAUCUGGACAGAAGAUCUCCCUGAGGAUGCCAGGGAUGUGCCACGCAGGGAAGGCGGCAGUGCCUAUGAGCAGAUUGCAGUCUGCUGGGGGGGCCCAGCCAGGACCCCCUAUCCUGGGAUGAGCCCCACAUACAGCAAGCUUUCAGGGUUCACGGACUGUGGUUAUGAGAGGAUCUCGGGGGUCCCAGAGCUCCCAGAGCCCAGACACACCUAUGAACAAAUCCCAGGAGCAAGCAGCCAGGAGCAAGGAGGCUGGACAGACACACAAAUCCAAGCAGCCAGGAGCAAGGAGGCUGGACAGACACACAAGCCUGACAAGCUCCGGAGGCUCUUCUUCACAGAUAAGAAGCACAAACCUUGA
Budorcas taxicolor (takin) is the source of this 1407-nucleotide messenger RNA. It is a transcript of the gene SH2D7, whose product is annotated as SH2 domain containing 7. Gene Ontology annotation, cellular component: cytoplasm. The transcript has 6 exons. The record is from RefSeq and is a predicted model, not a curated record. Bases 1 to 1407 code for a protein of 468 amino acids. Lineage: Eukaryota; Metazoa; Chordata; Mammalia; Artiodactyla; Bovidae.